AUGUUGACGAAUCGUCUGUGCUUCGCUGCUAUCGGAGUUAUUCCGUUAAUUUUAGUCACAUUUUUCCUUGUCUUCGAUGUGUGCGGUGAACACUGUCACAAUGACGUCUUUUUGCAGGCUAAACUUGGUAAACUCUCUUAUGCUAGAUGGGUGAAUACGUCAAUUACUUUAAUCUGCUCUGGAAAAGAAUUUACAAGCGUUAUGUGGUAUUCUGUGCGGAAGGUUUACAAAAUGGCUAUUGGAUGUCUUAAAAACGAACAUAGGCAGUUACAUUUAGAUUGGUUUCCUAAUGUUCCUGAAAUAAUUGCAACUUACGUAUCAUAUGAAAACAAAUUCGUCAAGAGUGUAUAUUUUCGUUAUCAAACGGAAUUCUAA
Messenger RNA from Schistosoma mattheei, 375 nucleotides. Lineage: Eukaryota; Metazoa; Platyhelminthes; Trematoda; Strigeidida; Schistosomatidae. The record is from the annotation of a GenBank genome assembly.